AUUCUUCAUCUGGUUUUUGCCAUGCAUAAGAGAAACAAUCAGUGUUAUGGUGGAUUCCUGGUGUUAUCCCCUGUCUCUGAUUCUGUUCAUUCUUUGUCAAGCAGAUAUUAUUUUAAAUUUCCGAACAACAUAUGUCAGCAAGUCUGGCCAAGUUAUAUUUGAAGCAAGAUCUAUUUGUAUCCACUACGUGACUACCUGGUUUAUCAUUGAUUUAAUUGCUGCACUUCCUUUUGAUCUUCUUUAUGCUUUCAACGUCACUGUGGUUUCCCUUGUCCACCUGCUAAAGACAGUGCGGUUGCUACGCCUCUUGCGUCUCCUUCAGAAGCUGGAUCGUUACUCCCAGCACAGCACAAUCGUUCUCACGCUUCUCAUGUCCAUGUUUGCCUUGCUUGCUCACUGGAUGGCCUGCAUUUGGUAUGUUAUAGGGAAAAGGGAGAUGGAACAGAAUAACCCCCUUACCUGGGACAUAGGUUGGCUUCAUGAGCUAGGAAAACGUAUUGAGUCUCCUUAUUAUGAGAAUAAUACACUAGGAGGCCCGUCAAUCAGAAGUGCCUAUAUAGCUGCCCUAUAUUUCACCCUCAGCAGCCUCACCAGUGUUGGGUUUGGAAAUGUUUCAGCCAAUACCGAUGCUGAAAAGAUCUUCUCCAUUUGCACAAUGCUGAUUGGGGCUCUGAUGCAUGCCUUGGUGUUUGGCAAUGUGACUGCCAUAAUUCAGAGGAUGUACUCCAGAUGGUCCCUUUAUCACACCAGAACCAAGGAUCUGAAGGACUUUAUACGGGUCCAUCACCUGCCACAGCAGCUAAAGCAAAGGAUGCUUGAAUAUUUCCAAACCACAUGGUCUGUCAAUAAUGGAAUUGAUUCCAAUGAGCUUUUAAAAGACUUCCCGGAUGAGCUGCGUUCAGACAUCACCAUGCACUUGAACAAGGAGAUUUUGCAGCUCUCCCUUUUUGAGUGUGCCAGCCGUGGUUGCCUCAGGUCUCUGUCUCUGCAUAUCAAAACCUCCUUCUGUGCUCCUGGGGAAUACCUCCUCCGGCAGGGAGAUGCCCUGCAAGCGAUCUACUUUGUGUGCUCAGGUUCCAUGGAAGUCCUGAAGGACAGCACGGUGCUGGCAAUUCUCGGUAAAGGAGAUUUAAUUGGAGCAAACCUAUCCAUUAGGGAUCAAGUUAUUAAAACAAACGCAGAUGUUAAAGCUCUAACGUACUGUGACCUCCAAUGCAUUAUCCUCAAAGGUCUCUUUGAAGUGCUCGAUCUUUACCCAGAGUAUGCUCACAAGUUUGUUGAAGACAUUCAGCAUGAUCUCACAUACAAUCUAAGAGAAGGCCAUGAAAGUGAUGUAAUAUCAAAAUUAUCAAACAAGUCUACGCUAUCUCAGACAGAGCUCAAGGGAAACGGAAAUAUAAAGAGGAGACUCCCUUCAAUUGUGGAAGAUGAAGAUGAGGAUGAGGAGGGAGAAGAAGAGAGCAGCACCCUUUCACCAAUCCAUACAAGAAGCACAAAUUGUUCUCAGCAGAGGAAGGCUGGAAGCAAUAAAAGCCACCUAGGGAGAAACUUGAAGCAAUUAGCCUCAGGAACGGUGCCCUUUCAUUCACCCAUCCGUGCUUGCAGUUCAAACCCCUCAAGAACCAAACAUGAAACGGAGCUCCAUUACUACUCCAGAAGGAAGGAGAAAAACCUUAAGUUACAUCUUUCGGCAUUGACCACCAGUGGUCCACCUGACCUGAGCCCAAGAAUUGUUGAUGGGAUUGAAGAUGGAAACCAUAAUGAGGAAAGCCAAACCUUUGACUUCAGUUCUGAUCAGCUCAGGCAGGAGUCCAGGUUAUCUCCUACAAUUGGAGAGGCUGAAAUUGGUGCUGCUGUGCUUGUUAUCAAAGCAGAAGAGACCAAACAGCAGAUCAGCAGGCUUAAUGAUGAGGUGACCACUUUAACUCAAGAAGUCUCACAAUUAAGUAAGGAUAUGAAGAACGUGAUGCACCUUCUGGAGAACCUGCUCACAUCCCAGAAGCCUCCAGGGUUCUGUGCUGUGCACGGCAUAUCUCGAAGUCCUACCCUGGAAAGUCUGCAGUCUCGAAUGGCUUGGACUACACAUCAACCUUGGACGCACAUGCAAGGUUGCACCAAAGCACAACUUUGCCACAGCAACACAUUAUGUGACAUUCGGAAUGCAGAUCUGUCCUCUGUAGGCAGCAGUCCCCAAAGAACUGAACCCAACCUGCAAAAUUCUAUGGAUGGUGAAUUUUACUACACACCAGGCCUUCACAAUUCCCCCUCCCAGUAUCAGGUAAUUCAGAAAGACAAUUUGCAAUUUUUAAGAUGCACCUCUCCCCGUUCAGAUGCUACCUUGACUCCUCUUCAGUCUAUUUCAGCAACUCUUUCUUCUUCAGUAUGCUCUUCAUCAGAGACAUCAUUACACCUCGUGCUCCCCAGCAGAUCUGAGGAAGGUAGCUUUAGCCAAGGAGCAAUCAGCUCACUAAGCCUUGAGAACCUGCCGGGAUCAUGGGACCUGGAAGGAACAGCCGGAGUAGUUUCUGCACCGACCCCAGAUUUCCCGAUAGACAUUGUGACAAGCACAAGGGACGUUAAAGAUAAAGACUACCAAGCCAUAGACGCAUAA
Messenger RNA from Fulmarus glacialis (Northern fulmar), 2611 nucleotides. RefSeq names its product potassium voltage-gated channel, subfamily H (eag-related), member 8 (gene KCNH8). The transcript has 11 exons. Gene Ontology annotation, cellular component: membrane. Gene Ontology annotation, biological process: regulation of membrane potential; potassium ion transmembrane transport. The annotation marks the transcript as partial. The record is from RefSeq and is a predicted model, not a curated record. Gene Ontology annotation, molecular function: voltage-gated potassium channel activity. NCBI's taxonomy places the organism in Eukaryota, Metazoa, Chordata, Aves, Procellariiformes, Procellariidae.